AUGGACAGGUUUACAAUUGCAUGGCUCGAUCCAACAGCGAAAAGUCAAUAUGCACAUCUGAAUGCUUUACAAGAAUUGGGUAUUUCAUCCGACCCUGUUGUCAUACAUGACACACUACAUGAAUGCGUAACUCAUAUUCAGUGCAACAGAUCACGAGUUCUUUUGAUUGUGAAUGGUAAUUUUGGUGAAGAACUUACACAAAGCGUUCAUAAUGAUUCUAAGGUUGAAGCAAUCUAUGUAUAUUGCAUGAAUGUAGAUCAUCAUAAAAAGUGGGCGAUCCAUCAUAACAAAAUUAAAUGUGUAGCAAAAGAGUUUUACGAGAUUAUCAACCAUAUGAAAAACAAUUAUACAACUUCUACAAAUGUGAAUGUGUACAAGCCAAUUACUGCAUGUUCUGUUCCUUUUCUCCCGGACAUGUCGCUGUUGGGCAAAGUUCUGUUCAAUACAGUUCAGUAA
Molecule: messenger RNA, 456 nt
Organism: Adineta ricciae
Lineage: Eukaryota; Metazoa; Rotifera; Eurotatoria; Adinetida; Adinetidae
Source: the annotation of a GenBank genome assembly